This is a messenger RNA of Dimorphilus gyrociliatus, 1018 nucleotides long. The record is from the annotation of a GenBank genome assembly. NCBI's taxonomy places the organism in Eukaryota, Metazoa, Annelida, Polychaeta, Dinophilidae.
AAUGUCAAUAGAAAAGAUAUAUGCUAUAAUUAUUUAUGUACAUCUUUUAGUAAAGUUUACGGAUUCAACUGUAUUCAAGUCUUGCUCUGAAGCAAUUGUUACUAAUCAAGCAAAUGGUUUUUACGAUAUUCAACCAAUCGAAUAUGGUUCUAUAACAAACAUAUACUGCCAAGUUGUGAAUGAUAUACAUAUUGAAUCAACUUUGGGUAAUAAUUUCGAAGAGAAUACUACAAUUAAUGGUUAUGAAUUCCAGUAUAGUUAUAAGAGGACUAUUAUGUAUGGAAAUUUUAAUGAAACGCAGAUGGAUGAGUAUUUGAGAACGGCGGGAACUUGUUCUCAGACUAUGUACUUUUACAACUAUUUUUCUCAUUUGUCAUUUACUCACUUUAUUUUUUGGGAUGGACUCAUAGUUAAUUAUAAUGACGCUCCUGAUGGAAUUUGUAAAUGUUUCUUAAGACAAGUUUGCGACGAAGACGCUUCCAAUGAGCUAACUUGUAGAGAUGCGGGAAACGAAACUCACAGUCCAUCGUUUAACCAUACUGGAAAAUUUUCAGUUUUACCUCAAAGAUUGCCUUUAAAAAAAAUAGAGGCUGGCGACACUGGUACAGACCCUACAGGACAUGACGAGAUCAUUCACUUUGCAGUUGGAAAAUUAAAAUGUUCCAAGAGGCUUACAGCUAAAUUAACCGUUAAUCAUUUCCAUCAAUGCGAAAAUGAAAAACUUCAUGUUUUAUUGGACGAAUCUGUAUCGACGUGUAUGAAAUUUAAAGCAUCAGAUUUUUAUUUAAAUAUUCAAACUGAGGUAAAUCAUCGAAAAUUUAAGAUAUUAGGAAGUAAUUCUCAAUGCUUAAAAUUUGGUAUGGUAUCUAAAGAUGAAAAUGAUAGGACAAGACAAUGUACAACUAUAGAUAACUGCGUAUACAAUUGUUUAGCCUCACCAAUAAAACAAUAUUUCUUAUACUCGUUAGACUUAAUAGGAGACGUUGAAAUUUGUGAAAUAGUAUUACUUCCUUUUUAA